This is a messenger RNA of Durio zibethinus, 2866 nucleotides long. The record is from RefSeq and is a predicted model, not a curated record. NCBI's taxonomy places the organism in Eukaryota, Viridiplantae, Streptophyta, Magnoliopsida, Malvales, Malvaceae.
ACAACAGACGACACAACAACUCUGCUCUUUCAUCUCAUGUGCAUUUGAGUUGAGUUGGCAAAAGGUACCUAUGAAAAACGACAAAAGAAAAAAAACUCUUAACCUACCCUAGAUUAUUUUAGAUACGUUGAUUUGCUCUUCAAAGUUAAAUGAACUGGUGAGUUGCACAAUUAUCUUCAUUUGAAUAUAAUACUACUAAUUACAGAAGCUUUUCUCUUUCAUGAUUGUAUCAACCGGCACGAUUAUCCACCAACUUGCAGUAUUAAAAGUUAGAAUUGCAGUCAAUUUGUACCGACGGGCUGUGGUCUCUAUUUAAGAAGCAAGUGAAACAACACCCCAUUUCCUCGUAGAAAUUAAACCUCGCAUCUCAUCCGUCUGAGAAAACAAGAAACGACUCUGCCUCUGCAACAACUCUACAUAUCCAAUCUUGUGCUGCAACUUUUUCCUCAAAAUCAAACAAACAUCAUUCCCGAUAGGACAUCAGAUUUUAGUCCAGAUAUGGGGUUUGAUAAGGAAGCAAGCUCAUCCUCGCAUGUGAUACAAGCGCCACCCCUACCAAGAGAAGACACCCCCCUGUUGGGCCAACCACGCCAACUCUCUUCCCAGUCAAAGACCUUUGCCAACAUCUUCAUUGCUAUAGUUGGAGCAGGAGUUCUCGGCCUUCCUUAUACCUUCAAGAAAACGGGUUGGCUUAUGGGCUCUCUUAUGCUCUUCUCUGUCGCCCUCCUAACCUAUUACUGCAUGAUGCUUUUGGUUUUUACUCGCCGUAAGCUGGAGUCCCUCCAUGGCUUCUCCAAGAUCAACUCCUUUGGUGAUCUUGGCUUCAUGGUUUGUGGCCCCCUCGGUCGCUUUGCGGUUGAUGUCAUGAUAGUUCUUGCCCAAGCUGGCUUCUGUGUUAGUUACCUCAUUUUUAUUGCCAACACUUUAGCCUAUGUUUUUAAUGCUGAUAAUCAUACCAGUUUUCUGGGGCUCAGUCCAAAGACUAUGUAUUUGUGGGCUUGUUUUCCAUUCCAGUUAGGUUUGAAUUCAAUUGCAACAUUGACGCAUUUGGCUCCUUUGAGUAUCUUUGCAGAUGUUGUAGAUCUUGGAGUUAUCGGAGUGGUGAUGGUUGAGGAUGUGUUGUUUUUCAUGAAGAAUAGGCCGGUGUUGAAGGCUUUUGGUGGUUUCUCUGUAUUCUUUUACGGUCUGGGUGUGGCUGUUUAUUCUUUUGAAGGAGUUGGAAUGAUAUUGCCAUUGGAAUUAGAGGCUAAAUACAAAGACAAGUUUGGGAAAGUGUUGGGCUUUUGCAUGGCAUUCAUUUCUUUGCUGUAUGGAGCAUUUGGAUUUUUGGGAUACUUUGCUUUUGGUGAUGAAACCAAAGAUAUAGUCACUACCAACAUGGGAGGAGGGUUAGUAAGCACUGUGGUGCAGCUGGGUCUCUGUAUCAACCUGUUUUUUACGUUCCCAUUGAUGAUGAACCCGGUUUAUGAGGUGGUUGAGAGGCGAUUCUGUGAUUCUAGGUACUGCUUGUGGCUGAGGUGGGUAGUGGUUCUUGGAGUGAGCUUGGUCGCUCUGCUGGUCCCCAAUUUUGCAGAUUUCCUGUCUCUUGUGGGCAGUAGUGUGUGCUGUGCUCUGGGAUUUGUGUUGCCUGCUUCCUUUCAUUUGAUGGUAUUCAAGAACGAGUUAGGCUGGAAUGGAUUGAUUUUGGAUGCGGCUAUUGUGGUUCUAGGUGUGAUUAUGGCAGUCUCCGGAACCUCGUCUUCUCUGAUGGAAAUUUUUGCGUCCAAUGUCUGAAUUUGUUUUUGCCAUAUUAACAACGACUGUCCGUAGAAUAUCAGUUAAAUUCCACACUGAGGAUUGAGGAGAAAAUAAUAAAAUUUGCCUACGUACGAAUUCAUCCAGAAAUUGGUGUAUUUCAUAACUUUUCAUUGUGCACUUCUUUCUUUCUUUUUUAUACAAUUUAGCACUGCUUCAAAUGGCUAAAUCAUGGCGUUCAGGUUGGGGUUGUUAAGAUUUGAAGAGGAAUUUGGUAUUUAGAUCUCGUAGAAAAUGCUUCCUUAAUGUAGGGAAGAGCAUAGGUUGGUGUUUAAGUCUUAAUGAACUUAAACACCGGCUGAAUUCGACUUUGGAAAAAGACAUAUGCAGAUAGCAGGACCAGAAUGGCAAUUGAGGUUGAUGUUGUUAUCCGCAUAUGAGCAUAAUUGGACACCUGAUGGAUCCAUUUAAGAACCAACCUCAUCACAUGUCAGUUGAUGAAAUUUCAAAUUCAGCAAAUCAGGAGCAAAUUUGUAAUCUCUGCAAGUCCUGCAAAAAGUUGCAGGAAAUCUCCAUGAGGCUCAUGGAAAUUUCUGCAAAUUGGUACUUAGUGUAAGCCACAUAAUAUUUUGCUUCUUAAAAAUAUCUUAGAACAAAAAGAGAAAAUGCUAGAAGCCAGUUUAAAAACUGAUGUGCAUGUGCAUCUUGGAAUAGAAUGUAAACGAUGAUGGACAAAAUUCUCUUGACCCUAUCUUCCAGAAAGAGGCAGACGGGUAUUUACCUCAAAGGAAACCUAACCUACUGGUACGAUAGUCAUGGUAGGAUAUUGAUUGGAUAAACGCUGGAUUCAAUCCUGCUUCUUGUUCAAGUUGUUUACAGACCUAAAGCUUCAAGAUAGGCGGACUUAUUUUAAUCUUUUUCGCAAGAAAACUUCUCAUAUAGAAACAGUUAGUGGAUUUGCUGUUGAUACGCUUUCUAGUGACUAUGAGAAGCUCUACAUCCUUUGUAGGAAGUGAUUAAAAAACAAUGAAAUCUUCCCUUCAUUUAAAUCAUGAUGAUUGUAGGUUUCCUAGUUAAUAAGUUGGACGGUAAAGGGCGAGUCGGGUGGGAUUUUUGUUCGUCCCAAAUUCAA